AGCAGUAGUAUCGUGACUGGCGUAUCGUUCGCGUGCGCGUUCAAUCGCAGCUGUGCUUCCGCGGUUGAAUCGUGGAUCGCUUCGCGCUGUUUGGAGUUUAAUAUUGCAUUGAACCUUACUGCACACUAUCCUCCCUACGGUCUCUGAUCGGUACCGUGUGUCUGUGUGUUAGUGGCAGUGGGUCGAAAAGUUGUUGCUGCUGCUGCUGUUGUUGGUGUUUUUUUGUUGGCACUGUUGAUGAAAACAGUAUAACCCAGUGCAGCGGUUGGUUGUUUCACAUGGUGUAGUAUUAUUUCGGUUCGGGAAAUGAUUAUUAUUUCUGUGCUACUAUAAUCGUGCGGCUUCCGAAGGAAAUUUGUGUGAAGAAAUUUUCCUCAAGGCAGUGUUGUAAAGGCGAAUUCAGGGCAGUGUGUUACGUUUGUCGAUACAGAAUCAAGCAGGAAGAUUAACCGCAAAUCUUCACCUGGUCGUUUAUCUGGAUUAUUCACUGCCGCCCUCCGUAUCGUCCCUAGAGCAAGUGUAAACCGAAUAGAUAAAAAAAUAGCUGUUAAACCACAGUGUGAUGAUAACUUGGAAGAUAAGAGUUUUCUGCGGUAAAAGUGCUGAUUUCUUAACGGAGCAGAGCUUAUGAAAUUUGCAAGACAAAAUAGCGAACGAGCAUGUGAAUUGAGGAAUUAGCGAUUCUGGAUGUGCAAAUUUAGAAGAUCGAGCAAGUUAAGUACCCGCAGUUAAAAAGUGUCAUACGGUAACAGAUGGUACCGCAUUCUGAACUGUGUUGAUAAGUGUCUUACCCUAACGAAAUCCACAAAAAAGUGCCUGCAAGUCACAAAACGAUGCCCGCCGCAUGCCGGCCCAAUGAACUGGCACCGACUUAGUGACAAGCUUUCGCCUUUCAAGAUGAUGGCCUCAUCGAAAAAGGUCGACUACCUUUCGUCGACCCCGACGUCGACGGCGACUCCCUCCUCGACCAGCCAGCCGGACAGUCUCGAUCUGGACUACGACAUGUGGCAGGGCCAGUUCGAGUUUGUCGGGCCCACGCUGGACUCGAACGCCAUCAACGGUAGCUGCCUCACGCUGACCAGCGACGGUCUCAAUCAGCACUCGCGCACCGCUUCAUCUAGUCUGGAAGAUUUACGCUUACACGGGUACUACCCAUCCGAUCAGCCGGUGCUGAUCGACGAGGAAACUUUCCUGAGUCUUCACCCGAAUGACUUCCCCCCUUCCGGUCCGCACUCCGGGCUCUAUUUGGAAGAGUUCAACAACGGUGGCUUCGAAACGCAACAGUUGAACAACAACAAUAACCUAAUCACGAACAAUAACAUACUCAACAACAAGUUGUUGAACGCGAAAACCAACAAUCUGAUCAGCUCGGUCAUUAUUGAGGAGAAGAACGCCAAAAACAAUCUCAUCAAUAACAAUUUGAAGCUGAUCAAUGACAAUCCCGAACUUGGCAACAAAUACAUCCUCAAGUCGAGCAACGGCUGCAGUAAAAUCAAUGGGCUGAUAAAAACAGACCUGUGUGAUAACCUGAAUGAACAACUAGAGAUACUUCAGCGGCAGGUGACGAACCUGGCGGACACGCAGAACAAUGUCGAGGAUCGAACCAGCCGGACCAAGGCGGAGUACGCUGUACUGCAGGCGCGGUACCACAUGCUGGAAGAACAGCUGAGAGAGACGGAGCUGCGAUCAGAGGAGCGGCUAGCCGAAGAGCAGAAGCGCCACCGAGAGCUGCUGGCUCGUGUCGAGAGGGAAGCCAAGUUGCAGAAUGAAAAUUGCCAGAUCCGGAUACGGACCAUUGAGAUCGAGGCGAAUCAGCUGCGGGAGGAAAUCUCCCGGUUGCGAUUACAAUGCGACAAGCAGGCUGCCGAUUUGCAUGCCACCGAGGACAAACUGGAGAAGACCCGCGACAGUCUGAUGGCGGCCCAGCAGGAUUUGGCCGAAGCGAAAGCCAAUGAGAAGAAACACAAAGCCGACAAACAGGCAGCCGAGGACCUGAUGGUCGAACUGGGCAAAGAAUGCGAACGUCUCCGUUCGGAACGGGGCCCUGCGUUACCUACCACCUCACCCGAAUCUCUCCGGUUGGAAGAAUUACAUCAGGAGAUGGAUGAACUGCGACAGAAGAACAAACAACUGGAGGAAGCCAACGAGGAACUGCAAGCAGUGGUAUUGACAAAAGGCGUCGAAGAAGGUCGAAACCUACUAAACGGAACAACCAACAGUCUCGCACAGGAACUGGAAGCCAUGAGCCAGAAUCAGGAUCCCGUCGAUUCGUCCACACUAGCGUCAUUAACACAGCUCCAGGUUGCGUACCAGGACAAGGAGGAAGAAAACCGUCGAUUGAAGCACUACAUCGAAACUAUGCUGCUCCAGGUGGUUGAACACUAUCCGCAGCUGCUGGAGGUUAAGGCAGCAUAAGCGCCAAAGCGUUGUGAAGCGAGAAUGCAACAAAGCAAAGCUGGAGCUCUACUUUUCCAUCCAGCCCCUCUCCGGCGACGGGAGGGGAGGAACGCCGACUAGGAUAAUCAACUUUGAUCCUGUCCUGUAAGGAACAGUUUCGCACGUCUAUUUAAUUUAUGCGUAGGUUGUUUGCUAACGAACAAGUUCAGGAUAGACAUCUUACAAGCAAUAUAUUUUAUACAUAUUUAGACUCUAGGAACUAGACACAUUCUAGCUGGUAGGUUCUUGUCAUGUUUAGCGUCUAGGCUAAUCGAAACUUUUUUUUUUGUAUAUGUGUAUUUUUAUAUAUCAAAACUUUUUUUCUCGUAUCCCUUUGGAACAAGUACCGUCAAAUUUUGUUGUAACGAGUUUUCCACCUGGACAGUAAUGAUAUUGGAAGGAACAAUCAUUGACAAUUUUAUGAGUUUUAGCAGUGGUUCAAUAUUAUGUAACGGAAUUUACACAGAAUUGUUAUGCCUUAUUAACACACAUAUUUCGACUGCUAUCCGAACGAUCAGCAUUGAGUGCUCAAUUUGAAACGACUGCGCUGCACACGACUGGUGAUAUGUACGCCUUUAAUAUCUAUAUUGUUCCAUAAUUCCAAUUCAAAGAGAUACCAAUCUACCCGAAGAACGUAGCAACAAAGCGAUCAAUGGUGCUUUUAGUAAACCGUUAUCAAGUAACUCUUUUCGUUUCCUGUUCUAAUGUUUUGCCGCGCUCAUGUCGCAGAAGAUGUAGGUACUGAAAUCCUCACUCUGAAGUUUUGUAUAUAUUUUUCUGUAUAGGAACGAAAAUACUUGAUUAGAUUAGUGACCAUCUUUAGCCUGACCGCAUUACUUGUAUCAACACCAGUUUCGGGACAGAAAAUGCUUGAAUUCCGGUAGGUUUCGAGUUUACAUGUUUCUACUUACAAUUAAGCAUAGCGAGUGAAUUUGGAACACUUACUUUAGAUUGUCGGUUUACUAACUAACAUAACAACCAAGUUAAUGAUCAACGUUAGGGAGUGCAAAAUACACACAUACACAAAACACUGAAGCAUUAAUAUAUAUAAUAUUAUCUUUCGUGCGGUAAAAACUGCAGAAGAAAAGCAGAAAACAAUAGAUCAAAAUAAGAGUAUGAAUGAAACAAUUUUAAAUUGGAUGCCAAAAUAGCGUUCUACUAACUAAACUGUACUGUAUUAGUAACGAUAGUUAAGGAAAUAAAAUAUACUAAAAACUCUA
Molecule: messenger RNA, 3656 nt
Organism: Wyeomyia smithii (pitcher-plant mosquito)
Lineage: Eukaryota; Metazoa; Arthropoda; Insecta; Diptera; Culicidae
Gene: nuf
Product: rab11 family-interacting protein 4B
Exons: 7
Coding region: 856-2415 (519 amino acids)
Biological process (GO): regulation of cytokinesis; endocytic recycling
Cellular component (GO): endocytic vesicle; recycling endosome membrane; midbody
Source: RefSeq, a predicted model, not a curated record